GGAUUUGGGAAACGCAAUAUAUUCCGCAAUGCAUGAUGAAAUUGUCGUUCGAUUUAUCUGUGUAACAAAUUAGCGGAGUAUCAUCGAGGAUUAUCAGGUUACUUUCUUGUUAUAAAACUGUAGCGAUUGGUGUAGAGUGUAUUGAAAGGCUAGAAUCGAAUGUAGAUCUUUGAUCCUUGCCUAUUACAGUAAGAACGUAAUACGCGUUCUGCUAUAUACUUAACUUGCGGAUAAACCCCGCCGUCGUUUUAAAAAGUGAUCAACUUUGAAUCAAAAAGUAUGGAUGAAGCUCAUCGUCUGAAGAUAGCAGUCGUAAGAAAUGCCAUCGGCACGUACCCUGAUUUUCCAAAACCAGGAGUUAUAUUCAGAGAUGUGUUCAGCAUUCUGACCAAUGUGAGUGCGUCGCAGGUAUUGAUGGACCUCAUGGUGGAACAUGCAAGGUCGUUAGGAAUUGAUGUGAUUGUAGGUUUGGAUGCCAGAGGAUUUUUGUUUGGACCCUUAAUAGCUGCCAAACUUGAGAAACCAUUCGUACCGAUCAGAAAGAAAGGCAAGUUGCCUGGUCGAGUUCUUUCUCAGUCUUUUAAACUCGAGUACGGGGAGGAUACUUUUGAAAUACAAGAAAAUGUUCUGGGUAAAAGGAAACGUGUGCUCGUCGUUGACGAUCUUCUUGCUACUGGAGAAAAGGAGAGCAAUUUUUGCAUGUGCAAUGCAGAUAGAGGUUACAGGACUUAAUACCAAUUUUAAUUCCAGGCACAAUGGCGGCAGCUACUCAGUUAUUGAAUUUAGCUGAGGCGGAUGUUC
Messenger RNA from Diprion similis, 801 nucleotides. It is a transcript of the gene Aprt, whose product is annotated as adenine phosphoribosyltransferase. Gene Ontology annotation, cellular component: cytoplasm. The coding region runs from base 280 to 732 and encodes 150 amino acids. Gene Ontology annotation, biological process: adenine salvage; AMP salvage. The transcript is spliced from 4 exons. Gene Ontology annotation, molecular function: adenine binding; adenine phosphoribosyltransferase activity; AMP binding. The record is from RefSeq and is a predicted model, not a curated record. Lineage: Eukaryota; Metazoa; Arthropoda; Insecta; Hymenoptera; Diprionidae.